GAUGAGUUGUGUGGCAAUCGCGCGGCUUUUCAACAACCACACGUGUUGCAUUCGCCUCACAGGCAAACUCGCAUACACUUACGUACACGGACGCACACAGACAGACGCACUCGCAAGCACGCAGACGAGCAAAUUACGUUACGUAUACGCCGUGGCUGCCAUUGCCCUUAAGGCGGCAAGAGCGACAACAAUUACGCGACUUUCUUGUCGUGUGUGUGAACCAAAGCAAGAAAAUUAUGUGAAUUAUAAGUGAAGUGCAAAUAACAGCAACAGCAGCAGAGCAAGGAAAUCGAAAACAAAACAAAACUGAAAAGAAACCUAAGAAAAAAAUCAAAUAAAACGAAAAAGAAAAGCAACGGCGAGACGACUAACAAGCGAAAGCAAAGUAUUAAAGCUUAAAGUCACUGAGCGUCUAGGCGGCUGAGCAUGUUAAACGCUUUGCACAAUUCUGCUCGAACGACAAACAUCAUCAAUGUGAGUGCCGCGUGGCUUGUGCUGUGCUGCUAGCUGCUCCUGGGGGCAAUGAAAUCGAGGAAGCUGCCCAAGGUUUGUGGCCUCAACUGCUUGACCUUACUCUGUAUACCGCUGGUGUUGCCCAUCCUAAGAUGCACGGCCGCUGGCCCUGGCAGCGGAGGCAGCGGCAACGGCGGAGACUUCGACUAUCGCUUGCAGCGGGUGAGGAACGUGCUGAAGGAAGUGCCCCUAAUCGAUGGCCACAACGACUUGCCCUGGAACAUACGCAAGUUCCUCAAGAACCAGCUGAAGGACUUUCACUUCGGCGGCGAUCUGCGCGAAAUGGCGCCCUGGUCGUCGAGUGCCUGGAGCCACACGGAUUUACGUCGUCUCAAAGAGGGCAUGGUUUCAGCACAGUUCUGGUCCGCCUACGCUCCAUGCUCCUCGCAGCAUCUGGAUGCGGUGCAGUUGACGCUGGAACAGAUCGAUCUGAUACGACGACUGGUGCAGCUCUAUCCACAUCACAUGGCCCUGGUCACCAGCGCAGCUGGCAUCGAGCAAACUCAUCGUACGGGCAAAAUCGCCAGCCUGAUUGGCGUCGAGGGUGGCCAUGCGAUCGGCACCAGUCUGAGCGUUUUGCGCAUGUUCUAUCAGCUGGGCGCACGCUAUCUGACACUCACACACACCUGCAAUACACCUUGGGCGGACUGUUGCAAAGUUGACGAACCGGGCAAAUAUCCACACAUAGGCGGACUCUCCAUAUUUGGCAAGCUUGUGGUGAAAGAAAUGAAUCGCUUGGGCAUGAUUGUUGAUUUGUCGCAUGUGUCGGUGCCAACAAUGUUGGAUGCUCUGGCCACCUCCCAGGCGCCGCUCAUAUUCUCGCACUCCUCGGCGCAUGCCAUUUGUAAUAGCUCUCGCAAUGUUCCGGAUCAUGUGCUACAGCGAAUUGCCAUCAAUGGGGGUCUGGUUAUGGUUGCAUUUUAUCCGCACUUUGUCAGCUGCUCGGGUCAGGCGACACUGCAUGACGUAGUGGCUCACAUAAACCAUAUACGCGAGGUGGCGGGCAUUGAUCAUGUGGGCAUUGGAGCUGGCUACGAUGGCGUCAAUCUCGUGCCCAAAGGCUUAGAGGACGUAUCCAAAUAUCCGCAUCUCUUUGCUACACUGCUCGAGUCGGACAAGUGGACAGAGGGGGAUAUAGCCAAGCUGGCUGGCAGGAAUUUUAUACGCGUCUUCAACGAAGUUGAAGCGGUACGUGAUCAAAUGGACUUAUUGCGAGUGCAGCCGAUUGAUCAGUCAAUCCCAGCUGAGGACAUUAUGGGCAGAUCCUACUGUCGCUAUCAAGGACCAAGAACGUGAUAAUUUCUUCAUAUGUAAAGUUUCAGCAUUCACACAAGCACAUACACACAUCAAUGCCAAAGGCCAACGAACAGAGAGACAGAAGAAAUUAUGUCAAGCGUACGUGUUGUAAAGUGAGACUUGUUUUAGGUUAAUUGACAAAGUUUUUUCGUCGUUACAUGCGAGCAUUUGUUUUUAUAGUAUAUCUAUGUUCAAGUUGUGUGUCACACACACAUAGACACACGUUUAGUUACACCCACACACAUGUACUUUGAAUCUCUCAGACUCCACGUGGCAGCUGUUGCCAGGCAACAUUGUGCGCAGCUGGCCGUGCACAUAAACAAAUACAAAGUGGCAUAGGGGUGGCCACACACACAACUACACGCACACACACAUACGCAUGUCCACCCACCAUAUGCCCUCCUUCUGGCAGCCACUACAACACUGAGGUUACCAUAGCUCAGCCAACAUUGUGUAAAUAUCAUUGUCAUGUUUAUUUUCAUCUUUAGCACUUAGUGAGGCAAGGAUCCGCAAAAAGAAAGCAGCAAAAAGCAGCGAAUGC
Molecule: messenger RNA, 2350 nt
Organism: Drosophila hydei
Lineage: Eukaryota; Metazoa; Arthropoda; Insecta; Diptera; Drosophilidae
Product: dipeptidase 1
Exons: 8
Coding region: 523-1809 (428 amino acids)
Biological process (GO): proteolysis
Molecular function (GO): metallodipeptidase activity
Source: RefSeq, a predicted model, not a curated record